Messenger RNA from Aspergillus sclerotioniger CBS 115572, 498 nucleotides. RefSeq lists its product as uncharacterized. The record is from RefSeq and is a predicted model, not a curated record. Bases 1 to 498 code for a protein of 165 amino acids. Lineage: Eukaryota; Fungi; Ascomycota; Eurotiomycetes; Eurotiales; Aspergillaceae. The transcript is spliced from 3 exons.
AUGGGCGACUACUCCUCCUGGUUCUGCAUCUACAACCGACUCAACACGCCCCUGAAAUGGGUAAACCAGGCCGAGUACAGCGGGUGUUGGAAAGUGCAGCCCCCGAACGAAAUCCCCGGCCAUUCAACCAGCCGAUGGAUCCAGCUGAAAGAUAACUUUGGUGAUCCCCACCAUCACCUCUACCAAAACCUCAACUCCAACAACACUAACAAAGAGAUUGAUUCCUUGACUCAUACCCUCCAAAUCAAAAUCAAGUGUCCGACGGGAGGAGAACCGAAUUAUGCGCCUAUUUGGGUACCUAGUGAGGGGGCGAACCCGCCUUUGGCUACUGGGACUAGUGUUUCGCCUACUGGGCAACUUAUGACGGUUAUUGGUUUCAGUUGGAUGGAUGUGGAUGUGGAUGUUGUUGAUUUCCAUGGGUGGGAGUGGAUGGAAAUUGGCCAUGUCGUGAUACUCCAAGAGUUUGGUUUUGGCUUUGGUGAUUAUAAGUAUGCUUAG